AUCCAAUUCAAAAUCGAAUUCGUCUUGAAAGAAGCAAUGAGCAAGCACCAAUCCAUUGAUGGUCGUUUUGAGAGGCAGUUAGAUGACACUCCGAAUGGAUCACCUCCAUCAUCUCGCCAGCUGUUUAGUCGUCGAGUCACCGAUGACYAUCUGUGUCACGAUGGGGACGGGAUGGGAGCCAGUGUUGGAUGCAGCAGGAAACGAUCGAGGGGCGGCCAAUCGAUCUCUGUCAGGGAAACUCCCGUAAACAACAACGACGAUAAUGAGUUUCCUGGGUUGCUGGACGAUGAUGCUUUUCGCCAAAUCGACGAAACGCCAUUUAAGAGGAAGAUAGCCGGCCAAAGCUCUGCAGAAUCUACAAAAGAAGUCGGAAAUUCUUCCAGGACUUGCUAUAAGGCGGCAACUCUUUCCGUAACUCCUCUACCAUCGAAGAAUUCCAACAAUAUGGGCAUUAGUCGAAGCAGCAACGCCAUAAAUGUUAAAAAAGCCACUGAUUCAACUAAUCAAGGAGAUCCGUCAUCGCAGGCUGCAUUAAGUGGUGGUACUCAAGACGAAUUUGCUGCUAUACCUGAUGAAGCUUUCCUCGCCUUACUCUGUCCCACUACGGAUACACCCUCUAGAAUUCCUAAAGCGAUAAAUCAUUCAGCGAUAAAUCAUUCAAGUUCAGGCAAAGCAGGAACAUUUACAACAGGGCAUCGAAAAUCGUCUCAUGAUUCCAAUCGUGAUGGCUAUCAAUCUASAGGAAAUCUUUGUAGCARUGUUGCAGAAGAUGUUGAUGGCGACAAUUACGACGCAGACCUUCACGAGGAUCUGAACAUCAGACUCACAGUCGAUCAACUCACACAAGAGGUUGUUGACUUUGAUUCCAUGUAURAACCUAGAAGUGCCGAUGAUACCAAUGAACUUAUAGUCGAAGAAUUAGAAGCUGAUCAGCAAGGCGGGCCMGUCGUAAAGGUCGCGAAUGACAACGGAUUCGACGAAUCAAAGGCGCUUAGACAGCCCACAAUGUCGCAAUUUUAUGCGCGGGAGACUGAAAGCACAAGAUCUGCACCAACGAUAGCAAAGUACGUGGAAUAUAAUGGACGUCAUUUCUUCAGGAGCGACAUUUGGAGGCUUGACAGUAGUAAUCUAAUUGUACAAAUUGAGAAUUUUUCGAAGGAGAAACUCAGYGGAAGCAUGAGACGACGCAAGAUGGCAAACGUAAAAAAUAAGUUCCAUCUAGCUAUCAAAAAUCUUCCAUGUCUCUCAAUCAAAGGUGCGCAGAGGUUGAUUGAGUAUUGGAAAGCAAAAGGAAUAACCGGUCCGGAGUAUGUGCAGUGCGAAUGGCAUCAGAAAUUAUCGAUUCCUCGCUUUCCAUUGAGUCAGUUCGAGGAGCGAAUCACGAAGCCGAUUGUGUCAGACUUGAUUUAUAGAUCCUUUCGAGACAAACAGUUCACUUUCAAGUACAAGCCAUCCGCGCUCCAUUYGUCCGAAAAACCUGCCAUCCCGACGACCCCAGAAGGAAAAUUAAGAGUGUUGGAUCUCUAUGCUGGUGCUGGUGGAUUUAGCCAAGGCCUAAAAGAUGCAGGGUUUCAUGUGAGUCACCACGUCGACAGCGAUACUGCAUCAUGUUCGACUCUGCAAGCCAACUUCUCGGACAGCAAGGUGUUUCAAUGUUCGGUGCAAGAUUUCCUCGCAGGUUGUCGCCACAAUCCUAAAUCGACCCGCUAUCCACCACAGAAUGGGUUCUUUGCUCUAAUUCAUGGGUCAUCGCCAUGUCAGGGUUUUUCUUCUGCCAAUCGCAAUGGUGGGGCUAAUGAUGAUGCAAACAAUUSAGAAACAUUUACAUUUAUGGAAGCCGUCAAAUACUUCCAACCUCCUUUUGUCACUUUCGAGAACGUUGAAGGGAUAACACACGAUAAGCACAAACGUUAUCUCCAUAAGAUGACCGAAGAAUUUCUUAAGAUGGACUAUCAGAUUCGAGAAUUGUUGUUGACCGCAUCUGAUUAUGGGGAUGCACAAAAUAGAACACGAUUCUUCAUUUUGGCGUCAAAGAAAGGSUUAAAACUUCCACGUGUACCGAAUCCCASUCACGGCGACGAUGCUUCUGUUGCACCAAGACGAACAACCAAGGAUGCCUUGCAAUUUUUAGAAGACAUAUCUCCAUUAGCAUACGAAGGGGAGGUCAAGGUCCAAUUCAAUGGCGUUCCGCUCAGUUUGCAAGGCCAUAAAUUCAAAGAAUUCAAACCGAACGAAGAUGAUGUUAAAUUGAAGCCCCAUGUUCCCGCUCCCACGGUGAUUAAAAAACGUGUCAUACUUCACUACAAAAACAAUAAUCGYCAAUUAACGAGACUCGAACGAGCGCAGUUGCAGAGUUUUCCUCCGACUUACAAAUUCUAUGGAACCGACUCUGAGAUUCGCGAUCAAAUUGGAAACGCCGUUCCARUCUGCCUUGCGCGAGCGAUUGGAAGUUGCGUCAUGGAAGCCAUCUUAAGGAGUGGGGAAAUAAAUUAGAUUUAAUACAAUAGAUCGACAAAAACUUC
Molecule: messenger RNA, 2522 nt
Organism: Pseudo-nitzschia multistriata
Lineage: Eukaryota; Bacillariophyta; Bacillariophyceae; Bacillariales; Bacillariaceae
Source: the annotation of a GenBank genome assembly